This is a messenger RNA of Brugia malayi, 120 nucleotides long. RefSeq lists its product as uncharacterized. NCBI's taxonomy places the organism in Eukaryota, Metazoa, Nematoda, Chromadorea, Rhabditida, Onchocercidae. The coding region runs from base 1 to 120 and encodes 39 amino acids. The transcript is spliced from 2 exons. The record is from RefSeq and is a predicted model, not a curated record.
AUGAGUAAAGUUCAGACAAAUUAUCAAGCAAGUCAAUUAAUGAGACGAACUUUUGAACUACAUAUUGCCUCCACAACUCUCCGCUCACAUUUGUAUCACCCUCUUAACUAUCAGAUGUAA